CAACAAGACCCAGGCCCCCCGAUGCACCUCCCCUCUGAAAACCGAUGAGAAAGCUUGGUUUUCCCUUCUUUUCUUGUCCAAGAACAAGAUUUAGGAGCUUAGAAACCCUCCCUAAAGCAAGGAAUCCCAGAUCUGCUCUACUCUAUCUUCACUGCCGGCUGCUCCUGCUUUGUGGGGUGCGAAUUGCUCGGGUUCUUGAUUGUGUGAAUUCCCCCUGCACUUGCCGCCAGCCUCUUCCCCUAGCUUGCAGAUUCGGUUUUUGCUGCUAAAUUCUGGUUCCUGAUCGUUCUGUCAGUUUAGCACUGAGAUCGAGUAUUCGGUUUUAUGCAAGUAAGGAAGCGAAACCGAGGACGAGGAAACCACGAGAAGUGACGAGUUAAAAGGCUAGCCAUUUUGUAAAUUGAAUAUGAAUUUUAGAUGUAGAUCAUGAUCUUGUAAGUUAGACUGUAUUUGGAGAUUUUAUGAUAUCAGAGAAAAUUUUAAAGUAUUAUCUUCAGAUUUUGUGGUAUCAGAUUAUGAUAUGAUAAGUUCCGAGCCUUGUGCAUUUGUGGGACCCUCUCACGAGUGCACGGCGUCUGCCACGUUCCCAGAUUUGGGUCAU
Rubroshorea leprosula is the source of this 601-nucleotide messenger RNA. NCBI's taxonomy places the organism in Eukaryota, Viridiplantae, Streptophyta, Magnoliopsida, Malvales, Dipterocarpaceae. The record is from the annotation of a GenBank genome assembly.